Messenger RNA from Ogataea angusta, 3234 nucleotides. RefSeq lists its product as uncharacterized. The transcript has a single exon. Gene Ontology annotation, biological process: ribosome biogenesis. The coding region runs from base 1 to 3234 and encodes 1077 amino acids. The record is from RefSeq and is a predicted model, not a curated record. Gene Ontology annotation, cellular component: nucleolus. NCBI's taxonomy places the organism in Eukaryota, Fungi, Ascomycota, Pichiomycetes, Pichiales, Pichiaceae.
AUGAGCUGGAAAGAGAUUCGAACCACGGAGGGCAUCACGAGGUUCUUGAGGAAUCAAAAAUGUCCAAUCUCGGAUGUUUGCACAGUUUCUGAAAAACUGCUCGAGGAUGACGAGCCAGUGGCCCUUCCAGACAAAGAGAGGUUUAUUUUUGAGCUAGUCUGCGAUCGGCUGGGGCAGGCCAAGAAUCGAGAAUACAGGAGCAGCAGGGAAUUUUGGGGCUUAUUCCAGAAAGUCUGGCUAGCAUUCGAUGCAACGGAAUCUUUGAAAUCAACAAGAAUCAAGUGCAUUAAUAGGAUUAGAUUCAAUGAUCUGGUGGUGUCCAUGUUGAGCGAUGUGGAAUUUGAGAACGACGUCCCCUUUCUCGUUAUAUUUGUCGAUUGUGUGAAUCUAGUGAUGAAUGAGCAUCGACUGGCGUUUUCUUCGGAGACGAACGUCGAAAUGGUUGCAAGACUAUUGGACCUUGCACUUAAGACGAAGCAAGACUCGUGUAUCAAGUUAGCUUACCGAAUUUUCAAAAUGGCCAACACAACCACUCUUCACUACAGCAAGAAAAACGUUGCUCAUUUUUGCGCCGAGUGUCUCCCCAGCCUGUUGUGUCUGAUGAGUUCCAAUGAAGCUCAGCUCCUGGAAAGUAUGUUGAGAGAGGUGCUACUGCGAAGAGACGCAAUUGCAGACCUUAAGGAAAACGUCGGGUUCUUCUGCAAUUCAGCAUACGUCAAGAAAAUAGAAGGGUCGUUGGUGGCAGACCUUUUUCAAAGGAUAGCAAGGAGACUUGCAAUCAGCGAUAUGGAACAAGUUUAUAUGGAGAUUGUUUCGAAGUUUCCGGACGUGAAAGUGGACUUGCUACGGAGAGUUGUGGCAAUGAACAAGGUUCUGUCAACCAAGUUUCUCACGGAUUUGGUUGAAUCUAGUGAGCUGAAUCUGGAAAUCUUGCAACUUGCAAUCAACAAAAAUGUGGAUGUCGGUCUUCACUACGCGAGCAGGAUUUUUGAGCUGGCCAGCACUGGAUUUGAAGAACAAAAAUUCAGUAUACUUGCUACUCUGCUAGAUGUUUACGCGAAAGCUCGUGAGAUCGACGAGUUUUUCGAUCUCUGGCUCAAAAACUGCAACCAGGAGUCUGUUUUAAUCUCCGACGACUUUGUGACACGGGUUGCUCAGGUAAUAGUUGACCUAUCACAGAAACAAAUCACUGCCUUGGUCAGCAAAUAUGUCGAGACUUUCAAAGAUAGCGAGUGGAACUCGGUUCUUCUUUCUGCAAUUGCAAAAUGUCUUCUUUCGAGUGUGACCGGAUCGACUCACACGGCCGUCACCAAAACACUGCAACAGACCGUGCAAGAAGCCAAACCGCUGUUUCUCCGAGUUCUUGAUCACAAGCAAGGUGGUUCUCAUUAUUGGAAGCUUGCCACAAUGAUCCUCAUGAUAUACGCCGUCGAGCCUGACUUACCACCUGGCGAGACCGAUGAGUACUACUUUGCGUAUCUUCGUCUUUGCGAGCGCGACCUAUCACACUGCAACGAAACCCAAUUGAACCAAUUUAUCAACCACUAUAAGACCUCUGGCCUUGACUUCAAGCGUGUGAUUUUCAAACGGUGGUUUGUUCUCAUGAAUGCGAUGCUCAAUAAGCAGCAGCUCAGAACUCUUGUUGAAGAAUAUUUGAGAGUCGAAACAGAGCCGGUACAGGUGCUUUCAAACGGCGUCUUGCACGAACAGAUCAAUCUCGUGAGAGAAAUAAUCAACUACAUCGUCCAUCAUUUCAGUGAAGAUCCCGAAAAGAUGGCACAGUACACAGAACAGAUUCCAGUAUACUGUUACUCGCGCGCUCAGCGAGAACACGCUUUAGAUGCGUUGGUUUCUGUGCCGUCUGAAGCCGCCUUGGCUUCCAUAUUAAUGCUUUUGAGUCAACCUACGAUGAGAUCCAAGCUCGAAUCCAAUAUCGACGUUCUGAUUUCAUUUGUGGACUCGUCCGAAGACCCUAGACGGAUGGAAAUUGCGGAAAAGAUAUUCGAUUCGCAUCUUCGUCAAGGGUCUGCAUUUGUGUGCGACGCUGAAAAAGAACUUGAGAGCAAGAGCCUCAAAACAACGUUGUGCCUGCUGCGGGCAGAGCGCAAGCUGGGAAAACUAAACGCUCAGCUGUUUGACGCUACAGUCAAGAGGUGUAUCGAGAGCCUUUCUACAGGAAAGCGUUAUUUGGAUUUCUUGGUGGAAUUGAAAAGCUGGAACAACGAGGCAGAUCCAUCCAUCAAACCGGUCAUCAAGCAGCUGGGCGCCAACUGUGACGAGAAUACCUCAGCAAAGCUCUUCUCGCUGGUAUGCCACCUCAAGAAUACCUACAGCCCAAGCUACGUGCUUGCCCUGUACUUGAAUUUGAGAGAUUCGCCUGAAGUGAUCAAUUCACUAAAAACGUACUUACAAGAGCUUGGUUCCGAGCAAAUUCCUGCUCUGUGGGUGCGGGUUUUGGAGAGCGACGCAGAUUCCAGCAAACUGUGCUCUUUGAUAGGUCUAUUUCUACAGGUUCAGACAUCUGAAAAUCAGUAUGUCCAGAAACUGACGAUUGCUUCACUUUCCAAGCUUCUGGAUUUGCAGCUGUCCACAAAAGACAUGAUUUAUGUGACAGACAUCCUCAAACAAACGUUGAGCUCUUCACAUUGGAUGCUGACACAGUACACUGUAGAGCUGAUCAUCACUUUUAUCAACCGAGUCACGAUACAACUCCUGGAUUUCGAGGGAUCUCUGGGUGAGAUACAAAGUCUCUUUGCUCAAAACUGUCAGCUACUUUCGAAUAUUCUGCUUUUCCAACGGUUCAGAUUCUCAAACAGACAGCACUUGAUAACGCUGUCCUUCAUCCCGUUAAUGGAGUGUUUAUUCAAACUCAAAAUGGAUGCUUCUGCUGGACUGGCAUACCAACGUCUGGUUGGGAACCUGUGUGAGAUUUCAGCCUCUUCGGUGACAAAUGCAGAAACCGACUCGUCUCUAACGAGUGCCGUCUCGUACAUGAAAUACCAGCUGCGAAAGUUCUCGUCUCUGUUGAUCAUGCACUACGUCAAGUUCUACCUCAUUUAUCGACUAGAUCCUGCUACCAAAGAAGCACUAGAGAGCAGCAUGUUUGUGAUCUUCGAUCUUUUGACGAUCAACGAACUGAACUACAUCAAUGUGAGUCUUGACUCUCAAGCGAGAGUGGUCUACAAAACUCUUUAUGACGAUUACAAGAAGUUUGGUAAAUGGAGAGAAGAGUGA